AUUUUCCGAAUUUUGUAUUUUUGUGACAUAAUUGUGUGGUACACGUAGCAUUGUUUCAGUCGCCAAACUCUUUAUUUUUCUCUCUCCUCUCUGUUUUCUCUCUCCAAUGAUCUGUUCUUCUCUUCCAUUUUCUCUCUCUUCAAAAGCCCCUUUUUGAUUUACGCUGCUCCUCCGAUCUCUCUUCUCUUUCUCUCUCCUCCAUUUUCUCUGCUAAUUCUAACAAAACCUCGAAGAUUUUUAUUGACGAAGCUUAUUUUUUUACUUCUACGAUGCUAUUUUGUCGGAAUUUUAUGUUUUGUGUUGGUAUUUUGUGAAUUUAUUUGUUCUUUUUUUGAUUUGAUUUGAACAAUGUUUCAUAAUGUUGUAUGAAUAUAAAUCGAUUGUUUGAGUUUUGAGUUUAGUUAUUGUAUGCUUAACUGAGUUGACGCGGGCCUGAGUCGGCUCGCAUUGAAAUUUGAAAGCAAUGGGCUUAGAAAGCGGCAGCAGCAGCAAUAACGAUUUUAAUGAUUACAAGAAAAUUAACGACGGCAGCAAAAAUGUGUUGAUUGGUGGUAAUGAAGUUGAUGAAGAUAAUUCUGGUCCUUAUCAUCUUGCCAAGUUCAAAAUCUAUGAAACUCGCGCGAACUUCUAUAUGGUGGGAAGAGAUAAGAGCAAGAAAUUUUGGCGAGUUUUGAAAAUUGACAGAUCAGCACCUUCUGAACUUCUAGUUUUUGAAGAUCCAACUGUAUAUAAUUAUCAUGAGUGUUCUGCCUUGCUGAGACGGAUAGAUGAAGGAAAUAUGUAUGCAGGUGGACUUAAAUUUGUUACUAUUUGUUAUGGGAUUGUGGGAUUUAUCAAAUUCUUGGGGCCAUAUUAUAUGCUCCUUAUAACAGAAAGGAGGAAAGUAGGGAUGAUUUGUGGCCAUGCAAUAUAUGCUGUGUCCAAGAGCAAAAUGAUACCAAUUCCUCAUUCUCCUAUGCGAUCUGAUUCGAAUAAUUCUAAGAAUGAAAACAGAUACAAGAAGCUUCUAUGCACAGUGGACAUUACAAAGGACUUCUUUUUCAGCUACUCCUACCGUAUUAUGCAUAGUCUCCAAAAGAACUUGUGUGAUGAGGAGAACAAAUUAGUUCCAUACGAAACAAUGUUUGUAUGGAAUGCAUUCUUAACUCGGGAAAUUCGAAAUCUUCUGGGAAAUACUCUUUGGACUGUGGCUUUGGUUCACGGUUUCUUUAAACAGGUUAAAAUUGUAAGGUCUGAUCGUACUGUCAAUUUGACUCUUAUUGCAAGAAGAUCACGUCAUUAUGCUGGAACUAGGUUCUUGAAACGAGGUAUUAAUGAAAAAGGUCGAGCUGCUAAUGAUGUUGAGACAGAGCAAAUUGUCUUCGAGGAGAUCCCGAAUGCAGAUGUAUUAGAAAUCAGUUCUGUUGUGCAAAUUAGGGGCUCAAUUCCCCUUCUUUGGUCUCAAGAGACGUCAAGAUUGAAUCUAAGACCUGAUAUUAUAUUGUCAAAGGAUGAUUCUCAAUAUGAAGCAACUCGGAGACACUUUCAUAAUCUUGUGGAUAGAUAUGGUAAUCCGAUAUUCAUAUUGAAUCUGAUAAAGACAAGGGAAAAGAAGCCUCGUGAAUCUGUACUCAAUGCAGAGUUUGUUAAAGCUGUUACUUCUAUCAAUAAGACUUUGGAUAAAGAAAAUCGCUUAAAGUUUCGGACUGUGGAUCUCACAAGACUUUAUCGCGUUCAAGGUGAUAAGGUGUUGACGCUGCUUUGUAAAGUGGCUGAGAGUGCAUUGAACCAAACUGGAUUCUUUUAUUGCCAAGUGCCUCCUUUUGUAAAUUCUGAAAUGUCAUGUGGCAUUUCCUAUGCUGGGAGGGAGCAUGAGGAUCCAAGUUCCUUGAGAAAAUAUUCUUCUUCGAAGACUCCAAGGUUCCAAAGUGGGGUCUUGAGGACCAAUUGCAUUGAUUGUUUGGACCGCACAAAUGCUGCCCAAUAUGCAUAUGGUUUGGUUUCCUUAGGUCAUCAGUUGCAUGCCAUUGGAGUCAACCCUACGCCAAAAAUUGAUAUUGAUGACACUUUCUCUAAGAUGUUGAUGGGGCUUUAUGAGGCCAUGGGUGACACACUUGCGCUGCAGUAUGGAGGCUCUGCAGCGCAUAAUAAGAUAUUCUCAGAUCGAAAAGGUCAUUGGAAAGCUGCAACACAAUCCCAAGAGUUUAUCAGGACGCUACAGCGGUAUUUGAACAAUGCGUACAUGGAUCCAGAAAAGCAAGAUGCUAUUAAUUUGUUUUUAGGUCAUUUUCAACCAGAAAUGGGUAAGCCUGCAUUAUGGGAACUUGACUCAGAUCAGCACUACAAUAUUGGGAGGCUUACAUCAUCGUUGUCAGAUGACUUUGCCAGGUCCUUUAUAAAGAGGUCUUUGUCCGAUGGAGUUCUUAUGUACGAUAGUGCUUCAGCUGCAACACCAUCUGAUUUAAGCAACCAUUCCGGUCAAUUACCCUGCUUAAAAGAAGACAAUAGUCGUAUGUCAGACUCAACACCCGAGAUGCCAACAUGUGAAGAUCAUAUAUCUUAUGCCAGGUUCACCCCAUCUAGGACGUCCCAUCAACUUUUCACAGAUAUGCCAGAGACAUAUCUUAGAGGUGAAUGUAGUUGUGACAAUGAACACGGGAAUGAAUUCGACUGUCAAGAUAUUCUUGAUGUAGACUGGAUUUCUUCAUCAGGAAACUCGUGUGAGGAGGACACAUAUGACAGGUCUUCACUUUUAAAUUCACCAAGUGGUAGUUCCUUAAUCAGGACUUCUGGGUAUGAUGGAUCAGAGGGGAAACAUCGACCUCCAAUGCCUGUUGCAGAAUUUCCUGCUAGCUUUGUUCAGUGGGUCGAGUAUGGAGCAACUUUAGCUUAGUCUUUCACCACCAAACUGCAUAGAUUCGAAUGAUCACCACCAUUUUUGAACCAACCCCCACCGAAGGAUGUGGGUUGUGGAAACAGAAUAAAUAGCAAAGACAGCGAAAAAAAGAAGAGGUCUUGACAUAGCAUUUCAAAUGAUCCAACAGAGAAACAACCAUGAGCAUAUUGACCGCUAAUUCAACUAAUUUAUUUUUUAUGGAGGUCCUCUUAUCUCCUCUCUGAAUUUAAAAUGCUCUCCUUUACUCAUUCUUGUAUAUAUCUGGUAUAACAUAGCAUUACAUGUUGCAGCUGCUACCUUUUGAUAUUCUAAGUAUACUUAGAUUUCUUUGAUUCCAUAAUUACAAUUAGUUGUAUAUAUAUACAUAUCUAAUUUUUUUAAAAAUAUGUCUUGGUGAUCUUCCCUCUUGAA
Amaranthus tricolor (Joseph's coat) is the source of this 3286-nucleotide messenger RNA. Its product is annotated as phosphoinositide phosphatase SAC2-like. Gene Ontology annotation, cellular component: intracellular membrane-bounded organelle. Gene Ontology annotation, molecular function: phosphatidylinositol-3,5-bisphosphate 5-phosphatase activity. NCBI's taxonomy places the organism in Eukaryota, Viridiplantae, Streptophyta, Magnoliopsida, Caryophyllales, Amaranthaceae. The record is from RefSeq and is a predicted model, not a curated record. Gene Ontology annotation, biological process: phosphatidylinositol dephosphorylation. The coding region runs from base 464 to 2872 and encodes 802 amino acids. The transcript is spliced from 15 exons.